UGUAGCAACAAAGAGUUUUCAAGGGCGGGAGAAACUAAGCGCUACAAUCAUGGAGUGCUGGGGAGAGAGAGGCGAAAGAGGUCUUCGCUGUUGACCCAACCUCGCCUCUCUUGCGUGAAAAGGAGGGGGGAAAGCGAGCGGCUGCCUUAUUUAUCGCCGACUCGGAGGGGAGCGAUAGAGGAGCCUUUUGCAAGGUGGCGCCCUCAAGUUCUGGCUGCAGACCGCCCCAUCUUCAGCCAGUCUGAGUCGGCCUAUGGGUGACUGGGAGCCAAAAGAUUAAAGGAAAGAGCAGCCAGUCCGAAAUGCCCCAUUGACUCUCCGUGUCCCGCGCGAGCCCUGGCUUCCAGGCGUCAUCUCCGUGCUCAUCCUGUACAUUUGAUACGACUGACGGAGGGAUUCCAAAGUUGGAUCAGUGUAUUCAUUUCGUGAAAUUGUAACGGUUUGGUUGGGGGGAAGGUACAGCGACCUGGUUUGCAAAAAGAAAAGGGAGCAUAAGGCUUUAAACAUUUUCUAGAGUAAAAGUUAUCAUACAGAAGUAAACAUGCCUUCUGAAAUGGGAAAAACAGACAUGGACAGGAUUGGCCUCUUUAGCGAAAUGGAAUAUAUUACUAUUGGAGAUAAAUAUGUCUCGCCAUUUAACCGCCCUUUUAAUGAAGCUGCAAGCAAGAAUAAACAGAUGCUACCAGGAGGUAUUAAAGAGAAAGGAGCCACCCAAGCAGGAUAUUUUGAUCCUCAGUUUUCAAGAAUUUUUGAAGGUGAAAGUUAUUCAAAUCCCGUUCAGUUAAGGAGAAGAUACCGAUUGGCUGAGGCAAAGAAAAACCUGGGAACCAGACCCUUUCUUCCCAGUAAUGGAGAUAAAUUUCCGUGUGGCAUAGGAACCUACUAUGGAACAAUUAGUGGCCCAUGUCCCUUCUUCAGUGCUCAGUUGAAAGAUAAGAUUGCAUAUGUACAACCAGGGAAAAAUCUCUAUACCAGUCCAGGGAAGAAAGGAACUGGCUAUGGGUAUCCAAAUCUCACCAUAGGUAAACCAUAUACACAUUCAGUUGAAUUGUUUGACAUAGGAAGAAUAAAUUUUAAGAAAAUAUCUGAAGAACAUCGCCAUCUGAUGAAAGGUGGACCAUUCAAGUUAAAUCUUUAUCCCCGAGAAUAUUUCGAUACAAAUCCUUACCAUGAUGAAGGGCCGUUUCCUCCACCAAAAAGGCAACCUGAAAAAAUACCCAUUCCACAUCCUUUUAAGCCAAGUUCUCCAGCUAAAAAGCCAGGAGGCAUGAAAGCAGGCACAUUUGAUCCAUUUCCAACUCAUUCUGCAGACCCAUAUGGGGUUAGAAUGCCUAGGGCUUCAACAACUAAUAAACAAGGAAACGUAUUUCACCCUAAUCCUGGACCUAAGAGCAGACCAGUAAGAAGUAUUAUGGCCUUAAACAUUGAAAAGUCAUUAAAUGUAACUAAUUACACGAAUCCCCGUGUGAUGUCAUAUUAGCUGCACAGAAGCAAAGUGAAUGAACAAACUUUCUGGACUGCAAACAGUAACAGCUCAAGUAAAUAAAAGUUUUGUGGCUGAGGGAAAUGUGUCAGAUAUAGCUAUCUGCAUUCAUUUUAUAAGAACUAAUUGAUACUAUAGUUAUUGAUGAUAUAUAUAAAAUGUAAUUUAAAUUUUGAUAUGUUAUUUAUGUUGUGUAUAUUGGAUAGUAUUCGCUUUUUUUUGGUGAGAUUUUUUUUCAGCCAUGAAAAGAACAAAUACUAUUAUUUAUAAUUGUCCUGUCCUUUUUUUUAAUCUGAACAUAGUUAUUAAAUAAUUGCUCUAUUUAAACAAACUUCUCUGAAUUGUACUUGCUCUCAAAUGAAAAUUACUAAUAACCUGGGCAACUCUACAUUGAAAUAAAUAUUCUUCAGACAUUUAAAAUAAAAGCUGAGAAUUUAACUUCAUAGUAUCACUGUUUGGAAUUAGACUUGCUAGCCUCCUUUCCCAAUUUAGAGCUUCUAAAGCUUUACAGUGGGUGAAAAGUCCAAGUUUUCUUUUUGCUGCCUCCCAACAGUAUGUAAUAAAAAUCAUCCAGUGAGUUAUCAAAUCCCAGAGUUUGUGAUGGACAUGAAAAGAACUAAAAAAUCAGUUUUAGUUAUCAUGUCUGUAUUUUAUCUCUAGAUAACAAAUAAGAGUUAUCUGUCUCCAAAUACCAGUUUUGGGAAGCAUAGAGAACUGUUCUCUCUCUUUCAUACCAAUGAGCAUUUUUGCUGGCUACUGAUUGUUUGCUGUAAGAAAUAGGAAGCUAGAUUGCUGAAGUGUUUCUGAUUCAACAAGUUUUUCUAUGUUAAAGCUAAAGCCUGUGUUCAUGUGGAAAAACCCAUUGAAAUCAUUGCAAGAUAUAUAAAGGUAAAGGUUCCCCUCACACAUAUGUGCUAGGCGUUCCUGACUCUAGGGGCGGUGCUCAUCUCUGUUUCCAAGCCGAAGAGCCAGCACUGUCCAAAGACGUAUCUGUAGUCAUGUGGCAGGCAUGACUAAACGCCAAAGGCACACGGAACACUAUUGCCUUCCCACCAAAUCUGGUCCCUAUUUUUCUACUUGCAUUUUUUCUUAUGUGCUGAAUGAUUACUUAUGACUGUUACAUUCUUAUUCCAAUCUUGGGAUGAGAUGUACCAGCUUUUAAAGAGAAUGCAAUGAAAAAAUUGAGUUUCAGCCAGACUUGAGUGGGAUUAUCUCUUAAACAGAGUAGUACAGAAUUGGGCUAUUUAUAGAAUUGAUAGGUUAGAGUGCUUAUAAUUAUUUUAAAAUAAUAUUUCUGUCUGAAAUAUUGCUAGUGGUUUAUAUAUUGAACUGAUACAAGAAUUUAGCUGGCAUCGAUUAGCAUAAAUAUAACAUUCUCCCUGUAGAAAAAAACUCUUCUAAAAUAAUGAUCUAAAAUAUACCUG
Molecule: messenger RNA, 2907 nt
Organism: Ahaetulla prasina
Lineage: Eukaryota; Metazoa; Chordata; Lepidosauria; Squamata; Colubridae
Gene: CFAP96
Product: cilia and flagella associated protein 96
Exons: 8
Coding region: 542-1480 (312 amino acids)
Cellular component (GO): centrosome
Source: RefSeq, a predicted model, not a curated record